UCUUACGCCGCCAACCUGAAGUUCAUCGUUAUCAUCUUGGCCGCCGGGAUGGUGGCCUUCGUCGGAGCAGUCAUCUGCAUCAUCGCCGCGGUCCAUACCGGCACCGCUGCCGAAUCUACCCAGCAGCCUGUGGCAGACAACCAGUCGCAAUCUCCAUACGCUGGAGUGCAGCAGACUUUACCCGGGGGCUCGGUGGCGCGAGCGGGUCGCCUGGGCGCUAUCCAUGGUUCUGAAAGGCAGAACGGAGAAGCGCCCACCUUCUUCCACGUCGCCAGCGGCUUUGAUGCCGUCGGUGGAACUAGGCAGGUUAGUCAACUUAUCUGCACCCCAGUCCCCGCCGGAGAAUGCAACCCCAAAAACUUUCAGCAACAAGCCGAAGACCCGUCGCUGUACGCCGGAGAAGACUGGGGAUACCUCCGCACCACGGCAGAGGAACUACAACAGACAGUGCUCAAACAGAAGGACCAGAUUAUCACCGACCAGCGGACCAUUAGGGAUCUGUCAGGCAAGCUUUCGGAGUGUGAGAGCGGAAUAGUGGGGCGUAGAGGCGCGGGGCUCUGGGGAGGUAAAAGGGUAGAUGAGGUCCGGCUCGUGGUCCGGGACCGUGCUCUGUCGUCGACUGUGGCACAGCUGCUCACCGCUCAGGCUGUGGACGAGCUGGAACAGGCUAUCGUUCAGAUGAAAGACCGCAUAGAGAAACUGGAGUCAGAUAUCGGACCGCUGGCGUUCCCUCACAACCACACAGAUGCAGCAACUGCGAUGACUUCAAGAGGUGGUGGUGGUGGGCUCUCUGAGGCCCCUGAUGGUUGGGGUGAGGCAGGGCCAGGGGGACAAGCAGGGGAUGGACCAAAGCAGUGGCCACGGGUGGAGGAUCUGGAAGGAGAGCUUGAGAGGAAGCUGGAACUCCUGGAGAAGGAGAGGAAGGCCCUGCGAAAGGAAUCCCAAAGACACAGGCAGGAGAUCGACCAGGAGAUGAACUCCCUACACCACCGCAUCGCUGGCCUGGAGGAGGGACUUUCAGAGUAUACUUAUCCCGAGGGCUACAAGCUGUCCUUCCCAGCGCGUACCAACUAUAUGUACGCAGUGGUGCAGCACCCCAUCCCUGAGCUGCGUGCCUUUACCGUGUGCCUCUGGCUGAGACCCACCGAGGGGGGCAUCGGCACCCCCUUCUCCUAUGCUGUAGUGGAGCAGCCAAACGAGCUAGUUCUGCUGCAGGGCAUGCACACCCCUGUGGAGCUGCUCAUUAACGACAAGGUGGCGCAGUUACCUCUAAAUCUGUCUCGGGGCAGCUGGCACCACAUCUGUGUAAGCUGGAGCCAGAGAGGUGGUGCGUGGCAGGCCUACCAGGGGGGCAAGCUGAGAGGAGAGGGGCAGGGCCUGGCAGCCUGGCACCACAUCAGGCCUGGGGGAGUCCUCAUCCUGGGGCAGGAACAGGACACUCUGGGCGGGCGUUUUGACUCGUCCCAGGCCAUGGUGGGGGAGUUAUCCCAGUGGAACAUAUGGGAGCAGGUCCUGACCCCCAGCGAGGUGUCCAGCCUGGCCCACUGCAGCCAGCACAGCCCCCAGCCAAAGGGUAAUGUGGCCCCCUGGACCAACCGGGAAGUAGAGGUGUUCGGAGGAGCCACCAAGGUGCCCAUGGAGCCCUGCGCUGCCAAACGCACCAACACCCCACUGUGAGGGGAAGGGUGAUAUAGGAUCCAGGGACCUUAUUUACAAAGCGUCUCAGAGUAGGACAAGUGAUUGGGGAAAAAUCAAUACAGUUACAUAUCGCAAUAUUCUUUUGAACAAUAUUACAGUGAUACUUUUUGUUGUUGUUGCUAGGUAGUGUUAGCUAGCAGUAGUCAGCUAUGCCUGCGCCAGAACGCUGGUAUUUUGUUGCUCUUCAUUUUCUUUUAAAAUAGUGAGCCAACAUGUUUUCAAUCCUUUUAUUUCCAUGACUGAUCAAAACUCAUUUUCUCAUGCUCUCUCGUCUCUCUUCAACAGACAUAUAGAGAGCAAUCUCUUUGGAACAUCAAAUUGCAAUAAAAUCGCAGUAUCGAAUCGCAAUACAUAAAGAAUUGUGAGAAUCAGUAUUGUCACCUACCUGUAAGUAUCAUGAUAAUAUUCGUGAGAUCCCUGGCAAUUUCCCAGCCGUACUGUACGUGUCAUAUUAUACAGCUGUGUUGAAGUAGGGCAAAACAUUGUGGAGGUAACAUAUUUCUAUCUGAACAACUAGUUUGUAGAACAGCAGGAAUACCUAACUGACAGUAGAUUAAGGAAUCAUGUCAGCUCUAUUCAUCACAUUUCUAUCUGCAAUGUUCGGUAUAUUGUACAUUGUGAAUUUGUGAAGUUAAUUUAUGGGUGAAGCUUGGGUGAAAGGGAGUAAGGGAAUGGGGAAAUGAGGCGCGUGUUUAGAAGUGGGAGUGACACUGGUUUUGUAACUACUCAUAAAGACUUUAUUUAUCCCUCAAGGGUUAAUUUUGUUUUGUUAUUUUUCUAUGUUUUACAUCUAUUGUUGAUUAGGUUUAUUUAGAGCUACAGGACACAGAGUGGGUCGGCUAGGCAUACAUACUUUUGCAUUUCAACUGCUGCUUUGGACUUGGUCUAUGGCCAAGCACUAGGUCCGAGGAGCCAAUGUUGUUUUCUCAAUAGGAGCAAACAAUUGGGUAUCUAUAGCUUUCUCUAUCAUCUGACUUGUGUCUAACCGAAGGGGAUAACUCAAGUGUAAAUUAUGAUUUUAUAUAACAUUUUAUAUGCAGACAUUAAGAACACACAAUCGUGUCUGUCCAGCGUUGAUUUUUUAAAUAACUUUUUGUAUCAACUUGUUUGAAAACAGCAUUCUUACUGUAUCUCUUUUCAUAUUCCUUCUCGUUUAACAUUUUUAUAAAUAGUCUAUCUUAGUAAUACAGCAUGUCUAAUCAUUCCCUAUGACUAAUAAGAACUACAGAAACAGAGGUAUGAACUAAUCUCUUUGGCACUAAUUCAAAUUCAGUAACUGUAUCCAGUAAUGUCAAUGUACGGCUUGAAUUGAUCCAGAAAAUGUGUCUUAGACUUGGGCAGUGCUGUUACCCAAGCUCAUUGAAUAACUGUGUUGCACAAUAUGGUAUAGCACAAAGUUUGAUACUUGCUAGAACACCAGAAUAAGUAUUGGUACCAAGUUGUACUGUCAUGUAUAAACUGUGUUAUAUAAUGCUUUUAUAUUCAAUGUAAACAGUGAUAUGAAUAACAAUGGGUUUAAAUGCA
This is a messenger RNA of Oncorhynchus mykiss (rainbow trout), 3222 nucleotides long. Its product is annotated as neuronal pentraxin-2-like. Lineage: Eukaryota; Metazoa; Chordata; Actinopteri; Salmoniformes; Salmonidae. The record is from RefSeq and is a predicted model, not a curated record.